Messenger RNA from Zea mays, 1761 nucleotides. RefSeq names its product B3 domain-containing protein REM16. Gene Ontology annotation, molecular function: DNA binding. NCBI's taxonomy places the organism in Eukaryota, Viridiplantae, Streptophyta, Magnoliopsida, Poales, Poaceae. The transcript has 5 exons. The coding region runs from base 106 to 1617 and encodes 503 amino acids. The record is from RefSeq and is marked provisional.
ACCGCGUCUGCUGCCUGCUGGCUGCUGCCUCGCCCCGCGUGAAUCAAUAAUCAUUGAAUCCAUUCUACCGCUGCUCCUCCUCCUUGCUCUGCCGAGAAGCCGGCGAUGAGGGGCCGCAAGAGGCAGCAGGUGAGCGCCAGCUCGGCCGCCGCGCUGGUGAAGGGGAGGGAGAGCACCAAGCAGAAGGAGAAAGAAGCUAGGAAGGAGAAGGAGGCGAGGGAGGCCGGCAGGGAGCCGGCGGCGAAGGAGAGGCAGAUGAGGCGCAAGGCCGGGAAGGAGAAGGAGACGGAGACGGGCGGAGAGGGGAAGGAGCCAGCCAAGGAGAAGGAGGUCAGGGAAGAGGGCAAGGAGAACGACAAGCACAAGGAGAAGGCGAAGACGAAGGCCAACGUCUGCCCGCAGUUCUUCAAGGUCUUCUUCCCCGAGCAGUCCACGGAGCGGCUGAGAAUCCCACCCAUGUUCAACCAGCACCUCAAGGAGCAGCAGCCAACCGGAGCAGUUUCCCUGAGAGGCCCGAGCGGCAACAGAUGGCAGGCAGCGCUCGCUUCAGAGUCCGAGUCGGAGGCCGCGUGGUGCUUCGACCAGGGCUGGAAGGAGUUCGUCACGGACCACUCCCUCAGGCUAGGCCACUUCCUGGUCUUCACGCGCGACGGGCCCGCCCAGUUCUCCGUGGCGGUGUUCUCGUCGUCAGGCGUCAUCGACCCGGCAGCCCUGGACGCGAGGCCUACUGCGAACGGCGGCGCGGCCGUCAAGCUCGAAGAUGGCGAAGGCGUCGGCGUCCGAGGGGACGUGGACGCAGGCGGCGACACCAGCUCCGAGGUGUCGCUUCUGCCCGCGGAAGAGGGCGAUGGAGGAGCGACAGGGAGGAGAACAGGAGCGACGAGUGGUGGCGCUGGCGGCGCCUCUGAGAUGUCACUUGUUCUUAGAGAAGAGGGCCGUGGAGUGACAGGGAAGAGAGCGAGAGCGACGACGAGUGAUCUCCCGGCAGAUGCCAGUGCGCCAAAGAAGCACUCUGCCCUCGCGAAGAAAGCUGGUAAAAGGAGGCCUCAAGCUGCCACUUCAAAGGAUGUGUCGAUGAUUGUUCACAAUCCCACCUUCAGUUUGUUAGACGAAUCCAAGACUUUCAACAAGACUCAGAUCAGAGACAAGAACGUGCCUAGGAGCGGUAAAUUCCUUCUGAGGACCACCAAAGCACCAGUUGUAAUAUCCCAAAGGCGCCGAGUAACCGAAGAAGAGAAGUGCCUUGCUCUCAGAAAGGCAAUGGAGUUCAAGUCGAAGCACCCUUUCACCAUGCAGAUAAUGAUCGAGUCUUAUGUCUACGUGGGAUUUUUCAUGAACAUCGCCUGCGAGUUCGUCAGGGAGUCGCUCCCCCGCACGAGCAAGAAGAUGACGCUCUGGGACCCGAUGGGGAAGCCGUGGGACGUCAGCUACGUCUACUACGGCGACCGCGCCGCCGGCUCCUUCGGUGGCGGCUGGGGUAGGUUCGCUCUGGGGAACAACCUGGAGAAGUCCGACGUCUGCGUCUUCGAGCUCUUCGAGGAGGACAACAUGCGGGUGCACAUAUACAGGGUCGUCCCGGAAAUUACCCCGCUCCUGCGCGCCAGCAACAAGGACUAGGCUUGCGGCUUUCCUGUCGAUCUGCGGCUACUAGAGAAUAACAAGAAGACCGGUUGGUCAUUCACAAUGCUGGAAUGGAAUUCGGUGCUCGUUCAAGAGAGAGAGAUGCUAAUAAUUUCCCGGAAUAAAUAACUGACUAUGAAC